Messenger RNA from Rotaria sp. Silwood2, 1740 nucleotides. The record is from the annotation of a GenBank genome assembly. NCBI's taxonomy places the organism in Eukaryota, Metazoa, Rotifera, Eurotatoria, Philodinida, Philodinidae.
CGACCUUCCCUCGUUAGACUCUUUUCUUCAAGAAUAUAUAAUUGUAGUUUUUUUUCUCUUUCAAUAUGAUAAAGAUAAAAAGAAAAUAAAAGCGAGAUCGUUACCUAUGAAACACCCUCUAUACACACCCGUACCCUCGAGAACCUUUAAUAAUGACUCAUUAAAAAUUCAUAUAGCAUUGAGAUAACUGAAAAACAGCAGAGGAUUUAUGCUCUCGAAAAUUCGAUAUUGAUAUCACAAACGUAUAAUAAAUUGUGGCUACAUCGGCUAUGAAAUUUAUGACGAAUAAAUGAAUUUUUGUCAAUUUCAAGUCAUUUGACUCGCUGAACAUGUUUUGAACGCAACAGAAUGUCCAAAAAGUAAUAUGUAAACUGUUAUUGAAAAUUUAUUGUAUUCAACAGUCGCACUUAUGGAGACACCAGAUUGUCUUUUUAUUUUAACUAGAUUAAGCAUAAUAAGUCGUUUUGGAUAAGAUUUUAAAUAUUAUUCAUAUGCAUAUAUUUUUUCUGUUUGUCUAACAUUAUAUAAUAGAAUACAUAAAGAAAACAAGUCAAAGUGAGUCAAAAUCUACGAAGCGAAAUAUAUAUAUGGCACUUAUCCAUAAAAUACAACAGUCGGAUAAGCUUCUUAGAAAUGUAUUAAUUUUUUAUAAUUUAUUUUUUCAUGUUAAUAGACGUUAGACUUUUGAGUUGAAUCCGCCUAUAAAGUAUGUUCUAUAGUUAUCUGUUACUGAGAGUACAACUUAGAUCAAUUUCUAAUUAUGCCAAUCCUACUAGUAUGGUAUAACUAAAUGAUGACCUCGUACUUUCUUAUUUAUUUGUGAAACGGUAUAUCAAGUCAUUUAUUACAGAAUUAUAACGAAACAAAAGUAUUAGGGGUUUGAAUUUGAGAGAGGAUAUAUAUGUCCUUGAUGUUAAACCUUUAUUUCAUAAAAAGAAAAGUCCUCGAUAUAACCUAUAUCAAGUCCUUAUAUAUAUAUAUCACUACUUCAGAUAGAUGUAGAACAGAAGAAAAGUAGAACAACGAAAAUGUAGAUAAAGGAAAACAAAGAUAUAUGAAAAGAAAGAAAAGAAAAGAAAGCUGUGAGGGUAUCGGUCCGUAACAAAAAGUCUUAAAAAAUAUGCAAGUGAAUGAGUGUCACCGUAGGUAGAGUUUUUCAUUAUUUUCUAGCAUUUCCAGACAAUACUUCGUAGUAAAUCCUCUCAAAAAGCUUAAUAAUUGCUUUCUCGAAAUAAGACUCUGGUUACUAUAUGACAGAAGAAAUCCUCACUUCUUACCUGAAGAAAGUUACCUUAAUUUUGAUGUAUUUUUAUGGAGAACUUGAAUGAAAUUAACAUUACUCAAAUUCCAUUAAAUUCUCUUCGAAGUUCUUUACUCUUAAAUAAUGAUCAUUUCUUUUUCUCCAUUUCGUUUAUUGUAGUGAUUCCAAAUAUUCCAGCCGAUGCAACUUGGGCACAAGAUGGAGUAACUGUUGCUGGUGGUCACGGGCUUGGCAAUGCCACCAACCAACUCUGGAAUCCUCAAAAUCUUAUUAUUGACAAUGAAACAAUGCUCAUCGUUCACAGCUAUAAUAGUCGUAUCAUCCAAUGGAAGAUCGGUGAUGAGAAUGGACAAGUCAUAGUUGGAAACAACGGUGAAGGAAAUCGAUUGGAUCAAUUGAAAAGUCCAACUGAUGUAUUGAUUGAUAAAGAGACUGAUAGUCUUAUUAUUUGUGAUUCUGGGAAUCGACGAAUCGUAUGA